This is a messenger RNA of Ylistrum balloti, 1956 nucleotides long. RefSeq names its product sodium/mannose cotransporter SLC5A10-like. Gene Ontology annotation, molecular function: D-glucose:sodium symporter activity. Gene Ontology annotation, biological process: transmembrane transport. Bases 1 to 1956 code for a protein of 651 amino acids. The transcript has 15 exons. NCBI's taxonomy places the organism in Eukaryota, Metazoa, Mollusca, Bivalvia, Pectinida, Pectinidae. The record is from RefSeq and is a predicted model, not a curated record. Gene Ontology annotation, cellular component: plasma membrane.
AUGAGAGCCGGACUUGACCACUGGGUGGAUAUACUAGUUCUUGUUGUGUAUUUUGUCCUUGUUAUGGUCGUUGGAUUAUGGUCUAUGUGCAGGAAAGAAAAGAAUACAGUGAAAGGCUAUUUCUUAGCCGGGAGGUCUAUGCUCUGGUUUCCGAUUGGUGCCUCGCUGUUUUCUAGUAACAUUGGAAGCGAGCAUUUCAUCGGUUUAGCAGGAAGUGGCGCUGCCUCUGGUAUUGGUGUCGUUGCAUUCGAAUGGGGCGCCGCUAUUUGUUUACCGUUGCUGGGAUGGGUCUUCCUUCCUAUCUACCUAUCCUCAGGACUGUUCACAAUCCCGGAAUUUCUGCAGAAACGUUUCGGUGGAAAUCGACUUAGAAUAUAUCUGAGCUGUUUAGCCUUGUUCUUAUACAUAUGUACUAAGAUAUCGGUUGACGUAUACGCUGGUUCUGUGUUUGUACAGCAGGCUUUGGGUUGGAAUACCUAUAUUUCUAUCACUGCAUUACUUGUCAUUACUGCGGUAUACACAGUAGCAGGUGGGCUGGCCGCUGUGAUAUUUACGGACACGCUGCAGACUGUCAUCAUGUUAGGAGGGGCUGUAACUCUGUCAAUAUUAGCAUUUAUAAAAGUUGGAGGAAUUAGCGGAUUGAUGUACAAGUAUUUCCAUGCCGUUCCCGAACAGACUGUGAUUCUUAAUAUUACCAAUAAUACGACGUUUGGGAACGACUCCCUCUCCACGUGUGGAAUUCCCCGAAAAGAUGCGUUUCAUAUUCUUCGUGACCCUGUGACCUCUGAUCUACCCUGGCCCGGAGUCCUUAUCAGGUCGACGUUUGUGUCCACAUGGUACUGGUGUGCGGAUCAGGUCAUAGUGCAGAGAGCUUUAGCGGCCAAAAACAUUGCUCACGCGAGAGGGGCGUCAAUCAUGGCGGGCUUUCUGAAGUUUCUACCCCUGUUUCUCAUUAUCAUGCCCGGAAUGAUCAGUAGAGUGUUGUUUCCAGAGUCUGUAGCUUGUAACUCCGCAGAGAAAUGUAUGGAGGUUUGCGAGAAUCCUGUUGGAUGUUCCAAUAUUGCCUAUCCCCAGCUUAUACUAGGGCUAGCUCCUAUUGGCAUGCGCGGACUGAUGAUGUCUGUCAUGAUGGCAGCGUUGAUGAGUUCUUUGACAUCCGUAUUUAACAGUGCCGCAACGGUGUUUACUAUGGAUCUGUGGAAGAAAUUCCGAAAACAAGCCGGGGAACGAGAGCUUCUUGUUGUUGGAAAGGUAUUCGUCGUUAUUUUGGUAGCUAUCAGUAUUGCAUGGAUUCCCCUUAUCCAGGCAGCACAGCAAGGACAGUUAUUUAUGUACAUUCAGGCCGUCACUGGGUACCUGGCCCCGCCCAUCUGCUCUGUAUUUCUCCUGGCCGUAUUCGUACCUAGAGUGAACGAACAGGGAGCCUUCUGGGGAAUGCUGAUUGGUCAAAUAACAGGAAUAACCAGGAUGAUAUUGGACUUUAUAUAUCCUUCUCCCAAAUGUGGGGAUGUUGAUGAUCGACCGACAGUUAUCUCUAAAGUCCAUUUCACAUAUUUCGCUGCUAUGGUCCUAGUUGAAACAGCUAUAGUAGCUGUUGCCGUUAGUUUAAUGACUAAACGACAACCACCGGAACAGAUAAAAGGGCUUACAUUUUGGACUAUAGAACCCAUCAGAACCUUUCGUAAAGAUGAGGAACAUGAACAAACUACCUCAUUCAAUAAAAACACGUAUGAUACACCACUCAAUACCCGAACCUCCUUAGAGCUUGACAUAUCUCAAGAAGUUUACAAGAAUAGUAAAGUCAAUGGCGAUGCUUCUAUGGGAUACGAUAAGGACAACGCAAAACGUCUAUCACAGCAAAAACUUCAUAUCGAUAAAAAGACAAAUUUAUUUUUGAACGCUUGUGCCAUUCUUCUGAUUUGUGUAUUUGUACUUUUGUAUGCAAUUUUCCAUUAA